This is a messenger RNA of Knipowitschia caucasica, 378 nucleotides long. NCBI's taxonomy places the organism in Eukaryota, Metazoa, Chordata, Actinopteri, Gobiiformes, Gobiidae. The record is from the annotation of a GenBank genome assembly.
AUGGCUUUCCCACGCCUGCUCCUUGUGCAGCUCAUGUGUCUGCAGACUGCCCGGGCCGAGGCUCAGCUCUGGGGGAGACAGACACGGGGGAGACAGGGGAGAGAGGGGAGAGGGGGGGGAGACACGGGGGAGUGCAGUCCUGGAAUGUGCGCGCGCUCCCGGUUCCCUCUGUUCCUGGGUCUGCGCGCGCAGCCCGGGACAGGUCUGGAAGGUCUGGAAGUGCGAGGAGGAGGAGGAACACACCUGAGUUUCGACUCCGUGGAUUUGAUUAAAGAAACCGCGAGAUGGCGUCUCCAUCUGUGUUUUACCACCCCACAUUGCUCCGAAGAAGCUCCACUGGACACACGGCUCCGUUUGCAUAAAGUAGCUAAAGGAUAA